AGCUCUGUUUUCGCGAGGGACGGCCGACGAACACGUUGCGAGUCUACGUGCACAUGUGAAAUCACGUUGAAAUCGGAUCGCGUGCCACGGUGACAGGAAGCCAGCGUACGAGACGUCUUUUCGAGACGAAAAUCCUUAACCUCAAAGAAUUUUUUCCCCCCUCGUCUGUUACGAUCGUGAAAGGAGGGAAUAUCGGCUUGUCCUAUUUGUGUACUUUUGGCGGCAACUUCGAACGUGGCGUCAAUUUCCCUGGCGUUACCAAGGGAAUUGACUACGGUGCUACAAGUGACGAAUAGCAGACUCGUAGUCGAGUCCCGUAUUUCGACGUGCAUUUGCGCUUUGUUUCUGGGAAGAGAACGAUUGCAAGGGAACAACGAACAAGACCAAAAAAGACUUUAGUUUCGUUGCCCGUAGUGUUCUAUGAUGGCCGUUCUCUUGGGCAUAGCCACAGGGUCGGACGGAUGAAAGAGGAAGCGUGAGCAAGCGCGAGAGGUUCAUCGUCGCGGUCCUCAGGGGGACGAAAAAUCGGGUGGCGGGAGAGUGCAGAGUGCGGACGUUUCUACGGAGGAGCCACGUGCUGUUCGCGAGUUAGGUGGAGUCCCAUGUGCAAAGUGGGUGGAGGCUGCAUCGCGAGGCUGCCUUCCCCGUUAUCGCAGAUCAGCUCUCCAAGUGAGUGUUUUCACGUACCGCAGGCCGAGUGGUCUGUCCUGUUUGGCAUAGCGAAGGAUGGAUUCCUAGCAUAAGGGUAACUUACGUAAAUUCAGCGUUGUUUACGUUAAGAAUAUAUUGAAUUUAUAUUCAUCAUGAAACGAAGCGUUGAUGGGAGAAGCAUCAGUCAGGAGGAGAUCGAAGAUCAUGAUCUCCUGCAAACGCAGCAGCAGCAGGACGAAACUGAGCAGCAACAACAGCAAAUGGAACAGCAAACUGCCCAACCGCAAAUUCGUUUCUUAAGUGCGAAUGUUUUGCAACAGUUGCAGCAGCAACAGGAUGUUCAACAACAAGCACAGCAGCAACAACCACAAGUCAUUACUUUGCAACAAUUGCAAAAUUUUGUGCCUUUACAGACUCAACAACCACAGCAUGAUCAACAGAGAGCACAAACUAUUUCUGUGCAAUCUUUGCCUCAACAAUUUUUACAGGGUGCUCAGUUGAUCAGUACUCAAGCUCAAGCUACGCUUCAGCAGCAGCAACAACAGACUCAACAACAGCAGACACAGCAACAAGCACAACAACAGCAGCAAUCACAACAGCAACUCAGUUACAGCGUUAUACCACAGAUGCAAACUGUUAAUAUCGAUGGGCAAGAAGCACUUUUCAUUCCAUCCUCUGCUAUGUCUGCCGCAGGGGGGCAUCAUCAAAGCCAGCCCACGAUGCAAUUUGCUACUGCUAAUGGUCAACAAGUUCAACUUGCUAGUCAGCAAGUACAGUUGGCUAAUGGUCAGACUAUUAUUACACCACAGCCAGUUAGUUUGAUAAAAGCACCUAAUGUCUUUCCCACUUCUAUCAUACAAAAUAUCACUGCACAAACUGUUCAGUUGCCAACAGGGCAAAGUGUACAAGUUAGACCGCUUCAGUUCCCUAUGCAACAUGUUCAACAAACUGUGCCUGUGCAAGUACCAGUUACUGCUAGUAAUGGACAAACGGUUUAUCAAACUGUCCAUUUUCCAGUUCAAGCAUUGUCCAGUGUUUUCAAUGUGCCUGCUACGCAAAUGAUACCCCAGAUCACGCAACAAAUUCCGCAAGUAGCUCAAAUAAUUACGCCAAAUGGACAAAUUCAACAGGUUCAAAUUGCUAACUUACCACAGCUUCAAAGCUUGCAAAAUCAGCAGGUAACGCAAGUAGCGCAGCAAGUUGCACAACAACAAGCACAGGUUGUGCAGCAACAAGCUCAACCACAGGUUGUACAGUCCGUGCAGCAGCAACAGCAACAACAGGCGGCACAGGCUCAAGUGCAACAGCAACAGCAACAGCAAGUGCAACAGGUUGUACAACAAGUCAUACAACAGCAGCAGCAACAACAACAAGUUCAACAAGCCCAACAACAGUCAUCUGCUCCAUCGUCUACUGUAGCGACUUGGAGUACAACAGUAACAACUCCAAGCAACGUUCAGGUACUGGGAAUUGGUGCACUUGGGAGACCAAUACAAGGAGGCAGUAACGUAAUUACCACAAAAGAUGGACAGAAAAUCGAUGUACAAACGUUAUCAGCUUUAACAAGACCACCGGAGGCAGUCGAAGGUGAUAUAAAAGUAACCAGUAUUGACGCUAGACAAUUAGCUAGCGGCCAGGUUAUACAUAUUCCUGCAGCUCAAUCAACACAGCCUACAGUCCAGCCUAUUACAAUUGCAGGAACUCAAGCGCAACAGUUAACUCUUAUUCCUGCAUCCGCGUUAGCAAAUCUAACUACCCAACAAGGUAACAUGAUGAGGGGCGUUGGUAGCGGGAGCAUAAUGCAACUUCAACCUGCCGGUGGAAUGAACGCGACAAAUGGAUUUCUUCAGUCGAUACCCGUGCAAAAUAUUCCAGGCCUGGGAAAUGUGCAAGUCAUACCAGCAAGUGCUCUUCAGCCGGCUACUGUUCAAACGCUACCAGCAACAGCAACCGCGCCGAUUGUUGCCGCUCCAACCGUGCAAUUAGACUCGAACGACUCGACCAAAUGGCAAAUCUUGCAGACUCUUCAGUCAAAUAACACAUUAACGACGCCUACGCCUACGUCGCACCAGCAUCAAGUAACCACGGCCACAUCAGCGAACAUCGAAACGGACUCUAACAAACAACAUCGUAGAAGGGUCGCUUGCACAUGUCCCAAUUGCGGAGAUGGCGAUAGGAACAGAGACAUGACUAGGAAACGGCAGCAUGUUUGCCACAUAGCAGGCUGUAAUAAAGUAUAUGGGAAGACGAGCCAUCUUCGGGCUCAUUUGAGGUGGCACACUGGAGAACGACCGUUCGUUUGUAGUUGGAUAUUUUGUGGUAAGAAAUUCACUAGGUCGGACGAACUUCAGAGGCAUCGUAGAACCCACACCGGUGAGAAGAGAUUCCAGUGUCCUGAGUGUACUAAAAAAUUCAUGCGAUCGGACCAUUUGACGAAACAUAUAAAAACACACACGAAGAUUCGAAGUACGGAAGCAGCUACUUCGACGCAAGAAGGUUCUUCUGACAGUCAAUCUUCCGCAGAAGAAAAAAUUAUUAUCGCUCUACAUAAAGACACAGAGCAGUCUGAUAUCGUUAUUUCUGAGCAGAUGGACGAGAUAAAACCUGAACCAACGAAUCAUGUAGCGAAAGAAUAAAAAAAAAAGAAAAAGAAUCAUGUUUCACUUGAAAGGUUUAGGAAUAAACAAAGCUGUUGGUUGAAACGUUGGUUGUUACGAUCAAUGAAAGAUUUAAAAGUAGCGUUACGUUGUUUAUAACAAUUUGCAAAAAUUGUAAUUAUUUUCUGCGACAAAGCUAAAAGGAGGGGAAACUUUUUACAGGGAUUAUCAUAAUAUAGUAUAUAAUCUAUUUUUGUAUUGACAAACGAAUCCUAUGUAAAUAUGUAUGAUAACUGUAUAUUGUAAAAAAAAAAAAAAAGAAGAAAGAUCUUUUGCACAAAAUGAAUUUUACACUUAUAAAGAAACAAGUUUUUGAUAUUAUCACUCUUAGAGAUGUUCAGUCUUUCACCUUAAUAAUAGAACAAUUUUUAUAGUAUAUAGGGACGACGUGUUGCGUUUGAUUAAUCUUUUCAGGCGUAUAUUGGAUAAAGUCGUAUAGAGAAUAAAAGCUAGAAGGUAAGAUGUUUCAUUGCUUUUAUUUAUUUGUACAGUGGCGGGAGUUUCUUUUAGGAAAGAAACCUUAUUCCAUCACCUGUAUCUGUACUUUAUCAUUAUUGCAUUUUUGUAAGUUAUAUAUAUAUAUAUCAAUUUUUUUCUUUUUCGUCGUAACGCGCAGUAUUACUUUAUACGCAACAUAGUAACAUAGUAAAUAUUACUUUUGCAUUCAAUAAAUUUCUCUGUGAGAACCGUUUGUCAGUUUUUUGAUACAUCAAAAGAAAUAUACGUUUUUAUUAUUGAAGAUAAUAAUUCAAUUGCACAAACAAAUGGAAUUAUGAUUGGAAUGUUUGAAAACGGGUGUGCGUUCUAAUAGCGGAAGGCGAAGAUGCAAGAUUGGUUGUUCUUUUCGACAACCAAUAAUGACACGGCUACAAGAGAACGAUACUGUUCUCAUUUCGGUAGUAUGACUUCGGUAGAUGCCAGGUGUGGUACAUUCAGGUGUAUUCGACGUACGUAUGUCUGAUCGAGUAUGACUCGUCAGUCCCAUAAACAAACUGUCGACUUUUAUCGGGAUGUGUAUUAAUUUAGUCACCUGUACGUCCGACCACCCAUAUUUAAUUUUCACGCGUAAAAAGACGUCAAUGCGUCCGGCCGUUAUUGGUCCUGGAUAAUUUUGGAAUGUGGAUACUGUUCGUUCACAGUGAAUCAGAAACGGAAACAAAGUGCGGUAGUUUCAAAGACCGUCCCGCUCCGGGGGUAGGAUCGUUUUAUUAAUUCCAGGAGGUCUAAUCUUAUCUCGUAGAAUUUCAGCCAUUGCACACUCUGCCGACGAUAUAUGAUUCAAUUUAAUGAUGAGAGACGCGAUUCAGAUUUACUUGAAUUGAUACAUUUCAUUUUUGCAACAACUUCAACAGGAGGCAAGUAUUUUUUAUAAAACUUGAACAAGAAUGCCAGCUCCACCUCCGCCUCCGCCUCCUGUCUUCAAUGCAUCUGGUCCUGGCGUAGCCGAUCAGGACAGGAAUCUGCUUC
This is a messenger RNA of Frieseomelitta varia, 4775 nucleotides long. Its product is annotated as transcription factor Sp4-like. The transcript is spliced from 13 exons. The record is from RefSeq and is a predicted model, not a curated record. Gene Ontology annotation, molecular function: RNA polymerase II cis-regulatory region sequence-specific DNA binding; DNA-binding transcription factor activity, RNA polymerase II-specific. The coding region runs from base 804 to 3287 and encodes 827 amino acids. Gene Ontology annotation, biological process: regulation of transcription by RNA polymerase II. NCBI's taxonomy places the organism in Eukaryota, Metazoa, Arthropoda, Insecta, Hymenoptera, Apidae.